Molecule: messenger RNA, 2695 nt
Organism: Mollisia scopiformis
Lineage: Eukaryota; Fungi; Ascomycota; Leotiomycetes; Helotiales; Mollisiaceae
Exons: 9
Coding region: 1-2676 (891 amino acids)
Biological process (GO): double-strand break repair via nonhomologous end joining; interstrand cross-link repair; protection from non-homologous end joining at telomere
Molecular function (GO): damaged DNA binding; 5'-3' DNA exonuclease activity
Source: RefSeq, a predicted model, not a curated record
AUGUCGACAUUUAAGGGUGUCAUCGAUGAGUUCCCCGACAUCCAAGUCGACUUCUUCCGCGCGAGACCAAAUCGACGUCUUCCUUUGAGAUGCUUCCUCAGCCAUGUGCACAGCGACCAUCUUGAUGGACUCCUGUCUUUUAAAUCGCCAUUCAUUCACUGCUCACCAGCUACGAAAGAGAUCCUCCUCCGUUUAGAACGCAAGAAGCAGAGGUCGAUGUUCGCAAGUGGAAUUACCGAGGCCCGAGAGAAGCAGUAUAAGCACUUGAAAGACCUCUUGAAACCAAUUCCUCUGGAAACUCCCACCAAAAUCGAGCUUACUCCCGGCAAUGAGAUUCAGAUCACUCUAUUUGACGCUAAUCAUUGUGUUGGGGCAGUUAUGUUCUUGUUCGAGGGCAACGGUAAAGCAGUCCUGUAUACCGGCGAUAUCCGUUCAGAGCCAUGGUUCAUCAACAAUCUUACUCGCAAUCCUUUCAUGGUUGAAUACUCUACAGGCCUCAAAUCUCUCGACUGCAUCUAUCUGGACACAAGCAAUACCAAAAGGAUUGAUUUUCCUACGAAAGCCGAGGGCUUGAAGGAACUUCUGCAAAAGAUCUCGAAGUAUCCUAAGGAAACGGUCUUUCACUUUUCAUCUUGGACUUUCGGGUACGAGGAAGUCUGGAUGGCGCUUUCCAAAGCCUUGAACUCACCUGCAAAUGCUAAACUACGACAGAUUCAUGCCGAUUCGUACAAGUACAGAUUGUAUGAAUCUCUCUGUGGUAAUGCGGCUCCCUCAACCAAGAGCCAAUCAGUCCAAGAGAAGUCAGUCAAAUACAACCUUCCCGCCAUUGCAAGUGAAGGUCCUGUCCUUAUCGGCUACAAUUGUGGCAAUACGAUUGUGUCGGGAUGUCUCACCAAGGACCCAAACGUUCGACUACACACGUGUGAAAAAGGUACAUGUCAAAGCAUUGAUAGCAACGAGAAUGUAGUCUGGAUUCGACCUAUCGUCACCAGAACCAAAGAUGGUGCUGAGCUGGCAGAGAUUGGCAUCGGCGGAGGCGGAGAAGAUUUGACCCAGAGUCUAGAAUUGGCGGUCGAUGAAGAUGAUUUCGAACAGACCAUAAAGAUGCUCGACGCUGCCAAAGAUCCUCACAUGACGGACGUCAAGCAAAUCCUCGUCGCUGGCUGGCGACUGGAACGCAAAUUUCUAGUCCUCAAUGGCACUGGAUUGGACGCUGAGGAAGACUCAUGGACUCUCACAAAAAUUGUGACAGCACUACUACAGUUGGUCAGAGAGCCAAGAGGUCUCAGCAAGGCGCGGAGUACCGAGAGCCAAGGAUCGAGCAAUGAGUUACCUAAGGUCAUCACUUUCCCAUAUUCUCGUCACUCAUCAUAUGAUGAGCUCUGUGACUUAGUCAGAGCGCUGAAGCCGCGGGACGUGUACCCUUGUACAGUGGAUGAACAACACUGGGAUGAAGCCAAUCUCAGUAUCAGUAACCUAUUCGGCCGUUUGUGUUCAAGUCGAAACUUUCGCCACGAGAAAGAGAUGGAUCAAUGGCGUGCUAAUCGAGUCGAAAAUCUUGCUAGUCAGCAAACACACACUACAACGACAUCCCAAUCUUCUCAAUUUGUCACCAGCAGCCCAGAGCCUAUUCGAACUAUCCAAAAUGGAACUCAACCAGAAUAUAGACUGCAAGAAAACCCUUUUGCUCAAGUGGGAUUUGUUCACAGGGAAGGUAAUGAAAACCUUUAUUGGUUCGAAAACAUGGCAACAUCGCCGUCCCAAAUCCUUGCUAUAUCUCCAAAUGGAGAAUCGCAGGGACUACGACGAAAAGCCAUUGGCGAGCAGCUUGAAGGUAGUGAAGUGAAACGUGUCCGUCGGAGUUACGAUGGCUCUGAUUCCUCGCCAGAAGCUAGUGCGGAAGAUGAUAAUGUGCCAACGCCCGAAAGCUGUUUCGACGAAGAAGACUCAACCUCAAGUCUCGAGAGACUCUCCUAUGUCGAAGAGCCUGAACAUCUAUACGACAAAUUCGAUGUCGCAGAUGAAGUUUGGAGAUGUAGGAGUUGCGAUCACGAGGUUUUGGGAGGGCCCGGAGGAUUCUGCACUGGCAAGGACUGCACAGAAUCAGAGGCGCGGUCUGCUUCCCACUACAUGGAAGUGUUGGAUCCGGAAGCUCCGCCAUUGCCAGAAAUCGCACGCAAUGAGGAUGCAAACCAACUCCUCGAGGGGGACAGACUGAAAGAAGUUGUUGGAUCAUGCUUGGACUACGACUCUUCAGCAUAUGAUUCUUAUGAUUCGGAGAAACACUUCAGUGAAGAAUACGACCAAAACAGCUUCAUUGAUGAUGCUGAAUCCGAAGAAGACGAAGGCAGAGAACGUUCACGAAAAGACGAUUCUUCUGGUGACGAUGGACCAGAUUACGAAAAUAUGUUCAACCAACUGCAAGCCCAACAUACCAAACUGAUUAACGACUUUUCCGAGCUUGAUAAUUCAUUCAGGGAUUUCAGAAGAGAUGUUGGUGUGUUCAGUUCCGAUGACGAUGACGAUGAAUUGGACGAGGAAGUAGACGAUGAAGGCCUUUACGUGGUGGACGUAAGAGUUCCGGAUCCGGUGACGACGGACAUUGUAGUGUUUCACGCUCAAGAACAGUCACAAGAGUCUGAGGAUCUAGCGGUAAUUGGACCGACGUCGAAAUGAUGUCAACCACUGGAAAUCA